Messenger RNA from Bipolaris maydis ATCC 48331, 909 nucleotides. RefSeq lists its product as uncharacterized. The record is from RefSeq and is a predicted model, not a curated record. Lineage: Eukaryota; Fungi; Ascomycota; Dothideomycetes; Pleosporales; Pleosporaceae. Gene Ontology annotation, biological process: mycotoxin biosynthetic process.
AAUCAUUCUAACUUCGAUAGUCUAUAUCUAAGCUUUUACCAUCAAAAACGUGCGGCAAUGUCAUACCAGCGGACAUCAGGCGAAGAAGCCGCUCCUUUUCUCGAUCACACCGAAGAUAAUGUUGAGAAACAAGAACUGCACAAGGGGGCCUCAAUGGGCCACGGAAAGAAAACUCGGAUCGGUUGUCUUGUAUUGUUUCAUAUCUGCUUCAUACUCAUAAACAUUCUAUGGUUGGCUGCAAAUGUCGUACACAGCAAUGCGCCUACAAAAUCUCCAAAAAAUCGACCCAACUUCGUAGAACCUAAAGAUGCGCCCAUCGAAUGGAAGGCAAUAAGGUGGAAUCUGCCAGCGGGUAAACGGUCCAAUUUUACAAGCUUCGAUCGUGAGGUCGCAGAUGCUGCUUGGAAGACACGAGACAUUGGCCCUAACCAGGGUUGGCUAAAGGUAUCCAAAGAGGAUCUUGACGCGAUGGGAGAAAGUUCGGUAGAGUUCAAUGACGGUUCCGGAUAUUUAAUGUAUAUGGACGUGUUCCAUCAGCUCCACUGUCUUAAUUAUCUGCGGAAAAAGCUGGAUCCAUGGAAGGCGGAUUACUUGUCCGUUCCCUCUGACGGGAACUUCCCCGAGAGGUAUCAUACCGCUCACUGUAUUGACUCUAUUCGUAUGUCUCUCGAAUGCCAUGGAGAUCUCUCCUUGGUUCCACAGCGAUGGGCGGAUGGCUGGGGAGAGCCAUGGCCAGUGGUUGAGAGCCUACAUGUAUGUCGUGAUUAUGACAGGAUUCAAAAAUGGGCCCACUCAAGGCAGCCGAAAGUUGCGGGAUUGCUGGUUCACCCUACUCUAGGCACUGUAGUUACAGGACAUCUCAACUCUUCCGCGUUGCCUGUUUACUGGGAGGAUCACGACGAGAUAUAG